Molecule: messenger RNA, 4278 nt
Organism: Paramecium octaurelia
Lineage: Eukaryota; Ciliophora; Oligohymenophorea; Peniculida; Parameciidae
Source: the annotation of a GenBank genome assembly
AUGCAAAUGGAUGAAGAAAAUUAAGGAUUAGUACAUCAAGAUGUGAAGAAACCUAAGGAACCUGAAACACGUGGCAUCCUCUCCACCAUUUGUUACAUAAUCCAACUCGUCAUACUCAUCUUAUUAGUUUUCUUGGUUUUCAAGUAUGCUCUGGCCAAUCAUAAAUAAUCGACUUAGAUCCCUUAGAUUUAAUAGUUGAACGUGAAUGAAACAGAAAAUAUAGAUGAUAUUGAUAAUACUGUGGUGUUGGAUAAAGAAGAUUAAGACAUCAUGCAAUUCUUGACUAGUCCUGAAGAUGUUACUCAAUUUGAUAACAUCAUGCCAGAACCAGAAGAAGAACAAUUUGAAGAAUUAAUAUUCGAAGCUGAACCAUGGAAUGAAGGGCAAUUAUAGGGUUGGCAAUACAAGAAUGGUUUAACUUUGAUUGUCUAAGAAAAAUAAGUGGACAUAGCUACUUUGUAAUUUGUCAUCUACCAUGGUUAUCAUGAUGAUGAAUACAAUACAUUAUUCAUGCAUUUAUUAUUGAAGUAGUAGUGUUCCUAAGCACAAUUGAUUGAAAGAGCAUACAUGAGUACUGUGACCAUUCACUUUAAAAACGAAUAAAUGGAAACUUGUAUAAGAAAGUUCGCUGAUUCACUUGUGAGAGAAUACACUCAAGAGGAUUUGGAUAAUAUUAAUAGUGAAUCAAUUUAAACCAGCGACAUUGAUCUCAUUUCCAAAAUAGACAGAGUCUUAGAUGCAAUAUCAUUAAAUAAUGAGAUCAUGACUGAACCCAUACAGAUACAAGAUUUAUAGAAUUACAUCGAAUUAAUAUUGGUUUCCAAUCCACUUAGGUUGACAAUAGAAUCUGCACUUUCAAAUUAAGAAAUUUAUAUGCUUGUCUCAGAUACUUAAUUAUUGCAAAAAGAAUUUGGAACUUCCAUAAUUGAAUCUUGGGAUCUAGAACCCAUUUUGUAUAAUCAAAUUAGAAUCAAUUCCAAUCAAACAUCCACUAUUUUAAUAUAUCCAGCAAAACAAGAUGAAUUUUUUAAGCAUUUAUUAUUGCAGAAAACACAAAACUCUUUACAAACAAUUCUUAAAUGCUAAUUUGAAAUUCUAGAUUUUGAUUUCUUGGCAAUUAACAUUUAAGAAUGCGAUGUAGAUAGUAUCACAUUAGCUAAUGCAAUUUACAAUUUCGGAUCAUUUCUAAAAAGAUAGAAUGAAAAGACAUUAUUAAAUUGUCAUAAAGAUUUUUACAACUUACAAANUUAUACUUUAUUUCAUAAGUUACCUAAGCAAUUUCUGGUUUUGCGGAUUUUUAAAAUGAGUAUCAGAAAUGACACCAAGUGUAGAAAAUCAGCAAUAUAUCGAAAUGGAUUAAACAUUUAAUUAAUGCAAAUGGAUGAAGAAAAUUAAGGAUUAGUACAUCAAGAUGUGAAGAAACCUAAGGAACCUGAAACACGUGGCAUCCUCUCCACCAUUUGUUACAUAAUCCAACUCGUCAUACUCAUCUUAUUAGUUUUCUUGGUUUUCAAGUAUGCUCUGGCCAAUCAUAAAUAAUCGACUUAGAUCCCUUAGAUUUAAUAGUUGAACGUGAAUGAAACAGAAAAUAUAGAUGAUAUUGAUAAUACUGUGGUGUUGGAUAAAGAAGAUUAAGACAUCAUGCAAUUCUUGACUAGUCCUGAAGAUGUUACUCAAUUUGAUAACAUCAUGCCAGAACCAGAAGAAGAACAAUUUGAAGAAUUAAUAUUCGAAGCUGAACCAUGGAAUGAAGGGCAAUUAUAGGGUUGGCAAUACAAGAAUGGUUUAACUUUGAUUGUCUAAGAAAAAUAAGUGGACAUAGCUACUUUGUAAUUUGUCAUCUACCAUGGUUAUCAUGAUGAUGAAUACAAUACAUUAUUCAUGCAUUUAUUAUUGAAGUAGUAGUGUUCCUAAGCACAAUUGAUUGAAAGAGCAUACAUGAGUACUGUGACCAUUCACUUUAAAAACGAAUAAAUGGAAACUUGUAUAAGAAAGUUCGCUGAUUCACUUGUGAGAGAAUACACUCAAGAGGAUUUGGAUAAUAUUAAUAGUGAAUCAAUUUAAACCAGCGACAUUGAUCUCAUUUCCAAAAUAGACAGAGUCUUAGAUGCAAUAUCAUUAAAUAAUGAGAUCAUGACUGAACCCAUACAGAUACAAGAUUUAUAGAAUUACAUCGAAUUAAUAUUGGUUUCCAAUCCACUUAGGUUGACAAUAGAAUCUGCACUUUCAAAUUAAGAAAUUUAUAUGCUUGUCUCAGAUACUUAAUUAUUGCAAAAAGAAUUUGGAACUUCCAUAAUUGAAUCUUGGGAUCUAGAACCCAUUUUGUAUAAUCAAAUUAGAAUCAAUUCCAAUCAAACAUCCACUAUUUUAAUAUAUCCAGCAAAACAAGAUGAAUUUUUUAAGCAUUUAUUAUUGCAGAAAACACAAAACUCUUUACAAACAAUUCUUAAAUGCUAAUUUGAAAUUCUAGAUUUUGAUUUCUUGGCAAUUAACAUUUAAGAAUGCGAUGUAGAUAGUAUCACAUUAGCUAAUGCAAUUUACAAUUUCGGAUCAUUUCUAAAAAGAUAGAAUGAAAAGACAUUAUUAAAUUGUCAUAAAGAUUUUUACAACUUACAAAUCCUCUAUUAAAAGUAUGUUGAAGAUAAGGAAUUCUCUAAAAAAGAUCUUAAUGCAAUUAUUGAUAAUAUUUAAUCAGGAGUCAUUAUUAUAUAAUAGGGAUAGUUUAUCUACCAAGAAUUAAAGACUUUGAACAAGGAUGAUUUCUUAAACUCCAAUUUUGUUAAUAAAAAAGUGCAAUCAAUCGAAUACUCCAAUAUUUUGUUAGAUUAUACUAUUGUCUCAAACAUAGUUGAAUAAUUAAUAUCAUAGCUUAAGUUGCCCAAUCUCUCCUAAUACAUUCCCCUUGAAUUACCAAAUUACAAUUUUUAUACAACCAAUUAAGUAGUUCCAAUUAACAUUACCUUAUCAGAACCCUAACUCAUGAGUGACUCUCCAAAUGAUAUAGAACCUAUUUAUAAGCCUUUAACUCCUUAUGUUCCAUUAGACUUAGACCAGUCUUAAAAAAAUUACUUAGUUCCAAUCUUAACACCAAUAUAGAUUUCUUAAGAAUUGUGGUGGCAAUACGAUAACCAAACUAAUAGAGUCUUUCUCGGAAUCUUAUUCUACAAGCCGAUUAAUGGAUUUAGCAUUGCAAAAUCAAAGGCUAUUUUAAAAGUUGCCUAAAUGUAUAUUGAACAAUCAAACUUAGAUGCUAUUUCGGCAGGUUUCAACUUUUAAGUAGAAAGCAGUUUCAAAGGUCUCUCGUUUAUGUUGUCAGGAUGGAGUCUAACAUUUGAAGCAGUAAAAAACCAAGUUCUAUCAAAUAUCAAAGAGAUAAAAGAUGAAUCGAAAUUCUCAAGCAUAAAGGAGGAUUUAAGAAAUUAGUUUUAGGAAUAUUAUUUUUAAAAGACUCAAUUUUACUUAGUUCAAUAUUGGCUGCCCAAAUUAAUGUUGAGACCUGUUAAUGAUCCUGCAGACAUAAUAAGAGAAUUCUAGGAUCUAAAAUUUAGUGAGUUCUCACAAUUUUUAACUGAUAUGUUUUCAGACAUAAAGUACACAGCCUUUGUCAGUGGGAAUAUUGAUAUUCAGAAUGCAAAACAAUUGGUUUAAGAGUAUCAUCCUAAUGAUAUUGAAACCAUCACAAAGACAUUGCAAAUAGAUAAGAAUUUGAUUCACAUAAUCAAAUUGCCAGCCAAGUAAAAACAAAAUGCUGUGGUAAAAUACUUUUCUGUUGGAAAAAGAGAUUUUCUAACUACAGCUGCUUUGCUAUUGUUGUAAUUGCAUUUUGAAUAAUAAUAAACAAUUUAAGUUAGUUUUAAAAGCAUUGGUUGUGUAGAUGGACUAUUAUUCUACAAUUAAGGUACUGAUAGUGUCAUAAAAUUAAAUGAAUAAAUUUAACAAUUAAUUGAAUAACAGAGAUUCGAUUUGAGUAAUUUGAAAGAUCGAUUGAUAUUACAUUAUUAAAAUAAUGAUGAGUUUUUGUGGGAUAAGAUCUAUAAUAGAAACUAUGCAUUUAAUGUAUGAUUUAAGUAAUAGAUUUAGGAAAUCAAUGAGGUUAAGAAUUCGAUUGAGAAAGUACAAAUAAGCGAUUUCCAAGGAAUACUUCAGUCAGAAACGUUGAGCAUUUUUGGAGUAACGGAGAGUUCCAAGAUUCCAAAUAUUCCUUCUGGUUAAAAUGAUUACUCAAAGUAAAAAGAUAAAUCAUAUUUUGAAUGUGCCUAUUAAUAUCAGUCCUAAUGA